AUGAAUUAUUGUAAAAUAGUAUAUAAAUAUAAUGUCAAAUCAUUAUUCAACAAUGUACGAACCUUCAGUAUCGCAUCUCAUUCAACAACAGAUAUGAGAACGCAGAACCCGGUCCAGUACAACAAAAAUAUCUUGAGAAAAACCAUAUUACCACUUCCAGAAUUUAAAAGCAGUAGAAGAAACUUUUCUAUUGAUGGUGUUGUGAAGUGGCAAGAGCAAACGUAUCAGAGUAUAUCAAGUAGUAGUUUAGUUAGCUACCUCCAAGACGGUUUAUUGCAUUUUCAUGAAGCUACCGGGUUUACUUGGUCAGCAACAAUUAUUACUACAACUAUUGUUAUAAGAGCACUCAUGACAUUACCUCUGUCUGUUUACCAGAACUACAUACUGGCUAAAGUAGAGAAUAUUAGUUUGGAGUUAAAAGAAUUAGUUAAUGAACUAAGGAAAGAGACAUCAAUAGCAAAGAAAAUGUAUAACCUUUCAGAUAAACAGGCUGCAUUGUUGUACAGAAGAUCUAUGAAGAAACAGUGGAGGUUGUUAAUAGAAAGAGAUAAUUGCCAUCCAUUGAAAGCGACUAUGUUAAUUUGGUUUCAAAUACCAAUAUGGGUCUGCAUGUCCUUUGCAAUCAGAAAUUUAGUAAACAUGUAUCCACCAGAUCCCUCUGCAGUAAUAACACUUAUGGAAUUACAGACUGGUGGUUUUGGUUGGAUUCCAAAUUUAACAGUGCCAGAUCAAUCUCUCAUAUUGCCUAUCACCUUUGGUUUAGUUAAUCUUACUAUUAUAGAAAUACAAAGGAUGUCAAAACUGAGAGAACCUUCAAGACUUCACAAUAUAUUCACAAAUGUUUUUAGAGGCUUUUCAGUCUUAAUGGUUCCUGUGGCUGCAGCUGUACCAUCUUGUCUAUGCUUGUAUUGGACAACCUCGAGUUUGUUUGGUUUGGCACAAAAUCUAUGCUUGCUUUCACCCUCUUUAAGAAGAAAGUUAAAAAUUCCAGAGGCCCCAAGUGAAUUAGAAGAUCCAUACAGACAUAUGAAAGAAGAAAUAAGUCUGAGAAUUAAAAAAGUUCUACCAAAAGGAUCAUCUUAG
Danaus chrysippus (African queen) is the source of this 1083-nucleotide messenger RNA. Lineage: Eukaryota; Metazoa; Arthropoda; Insecta; Lepidoptera; Nymphalidae. The record is from the annotation of a GenBank genome assembly.